Cercospora beticola is the source of this 894-nucleotide messenger RNA. Its product is annotated as endonuclease III domain-containing protein. NCBI's taxonomy places the organism in Eukaryota, Fungi, Ascomycota, Dothideomycetes, Mycosphaerellales, Mycosphaerellaceae. Gene Ontology annotation, biological process: base-excision repair. The record is from RefSeq and is a predicted model, not a curated record. Gene Ontology annotation, molecular function: catalytic activity.
AUGGUAGUCCGUAGAUCCAGCAGGCACGUCACACAGGCAACGCAAACUUCCAAAGCUCGGUCGACUGUCAAGCAACGAAAACAGAAAUCCGAGAAAGCGAGCGGCGAAAGCAAAGAUAAAGAAGCGACGCGAAGCCAGAAAUUCGAGCGAUGGAAAACGGACUCAAAGGAUUCUCCGUUCCCCAAGCAUACAAGACCCACUCCCGAGGAGUGUAAGAUCGCCCACGACUAUCUCGACAAGCAACAUGGCAGCGAUGUAGACGCAGAAUUCAACGAUCCUUACACCCCGGAAACGAUACACAAUGUGCUUGACGCCAUCGUCGUCGCCUUGCUCAGCGCAGCCACAAGCUGGUCAAAUGCGAAGAGAGCAAUGGCGAGCAUGGAGCAGAACUAUGGGUCUGUCUUCGCAUAUGACGAGAUUAUGCGCCGGGGAAGAGAAGAGCUCCAAGAAACUAUUCGCUGCGGAGGUCUUCAUAUCAGGAAAUCCAAACUCAUUUUCGAGAUGCUCAAUCAAGUGGAAGCUCGCAAUGGAAAAGGCAACUGGGAUCUCAAUUACCUCUUCAACGUGAGCGAUGAGGAAGCGAUGCAAGAGCUGCUGAAGUAUAAAGGCAUUGGACCAAAAUGUGCCUUUGUUGUUAUGAACUGGUGUUUGAAGCGGAAUGGCUUUACUGUCGAUACUCAUGUGUACCGUUUGGCCAAGCUGUGGGGAUGGACACCUGAGAGCGCAUCUAGAGAGAAAACGCAAGCUCAUUUGGAGCACAGAAUUCCGUCGGAGUUGAAGUUUAGGCUGCAUUUUCUGAUGAUUCAGCAUGGUCGGAAAUGUGAGUAUUGUCGUGGCGGGAGUAAAUCGCAGGAGCCGUGCGAGGUAGCUCGUAUGCAGAAGGAGAAGGAAUAA